CUUCUGACGUCACACAAGUGACAAUCGUGACAAUGUCAAAUAAAGGUGUCCUAUUUUGACGAGUGAAGUUAGUGACUUUUCUUCAGGUCUUCGAAUUAAAUAUAACUUUUAAUUUUUGCUAAUGGCUAAAGAUAGUAAGAGAAAGUUACGAAGAUUCUAAUAAUACAUACUUUACUUAGUUUACAAUCAUACAUUAAUAUUCCCAAACAAAGGCCGUGGUGCCAAUGAAAAUUUACAAAUCAUGACAACCCGAGGAAGUUUUAAGAACGCCCGGAUGAACUACAAAGUGCAAAAUGAUCCCGUUGACCCUAAAGGUACCAAGCCAACUCGCGAAGAAUCCUCAAUACUUGAAAUUUUCGUGUUGAUGAUUGUGCACAUUUGCAAGAAGAUUUUGUUUUUUGACACAAAUUUGAAAAUAGCAGUAUACUUAGGAGCGCUCUUUUUAUUAUCUAUCGUUGCUGAUGUACUAACGUUCCCGAAAACAUACUUUUCGAGGAGUGAUAAUUUAUUCAACCAAUAUUUUGUGAAAAUUGGGUGGUUUUGGACUCUAUUUUUGACUGUGCCUUAUGUAUUAUUAACAUCCUAUACAACAUGCUGUGGAAAGAGAAGGAUAAUAGCAACAUCUCAUUUAUCAAGAUUAUUGGUUGCUACAGCAUUUUGGUACAUUUGGACCACUGUUUUUAAUAUGAUAGAAACCAGUUAUGGGCGCUGCAAUAACAAAGGUUUUAACAACAAAAUAUCAUGCCUUCAGGAAGGGCAUUUUUGGAAUGGAUUUGAUAUAUCUGGCCACUGCUUUAUUCUUAUUUAUUCAAGUUUGGUUAUGAUUGAAGAAGCAAAAGCCAUCAAUGGAUGGGAGAGAAUAAAAGACUACAUAAGAGAUGAGAAGUAUGCUCGCAGUGUAGAUGACAAGUCUGCAAGCGUUAACCCAUUGAAAAAUAUAAGUACAGAUGAGUUGACUAUAUUAAAAAUAUCCUAUGAAAAUUUUACACCAUAUGUAAGAGCAUAUUUAAUAGCCAUUGCUUUGCUGCAGUUGCUCUGGGAUGUCAUGCUUGUGUCCACUAUUUUAUAUUACCAUAUAAUGGUGGAAAAGUUUAUCAGUGGUGUCAUAGCAGUGCUCACUUGGUUUGUGACUUACAGGGUAUGGUUUACCAUACCAAAUAUUGUACCUAAUUUACCUGGAGAAGGUAUAUUUAAAUAUAACAAUAGAAAUAAUGCAGUACCUACAACACCAGUAUAUCGAAAAAGGAGUUCUACAAAUGGCAAACAUUUUAUGGGUAUGCCAAUCAAUACAAGCUAUGACUCUGAAAAUACAAAAGAAGAGGCAAGAUAGAAAAUUUUUGAAUGGUGGCAUAUUUAAGUGGGUCUGGUUGUAAUAGUUUUGGGAUAUUUCAGUUUGGGUUUGUUUUUUAUUUAAUUAAUAAGUUAUAAUUAUGUAAGCAACCAGUAGGUUUAUUUGUACUUUUUUAGGACUUCCUACAACAACUUGUGAAUACUGAUACAUGUGGUUCAGUAUGCCUGCCCUAAACAUUCAAGAUCUUAUCUAUUCUGAAAUAACUUACUUUUGGAUUAUGUUCACUUGUUUUGUUUCUUUGGUGACUGCUAAUGUGAAAUAUUAUAUUGUGGUUAUUGGGCACAUUUAAAAUAAACUUAAUAGAAAUAUAAAUUAUCACUAAUUGCACCAACAAAUUAUAAUAAAAAAAAUACAUGCGAAAUAUAAAAAAAAAAAAAUGUAAAUUUAUUGAGUGCCCAUGGUACCUUUAAUUGCGUCAGUAAUUUUCUUGUUUUAAACAUUACAGUAGUAGUUGUUAUUUAUUAAUCCAAGCAUUUGGAUGGUAUUUAUUGUCAGGAAUAAAUUUAAUUCUAACAAUAUCUUGUAAAUAAAACCAAAUUACAUAUUUUACGGUUUUAAUAAAUAUCUUAAAAGGUAAA
Molecule: messenger RNA, 1929 nt
Organism: Helicoverpa zea (corn earworm)
Lineage: Eukaryota; Metazoa; Arthropoda; Insecta; Lepidoptera; Noctuidae
Gene: Fitm
Product: acyl-coenzyme A diphosphatase FITM2
Exons: 1
Coding region: 242-1330 (362 amino acids)
Biological process (GO): lipid droplet organization; phospholipid biosynthetic process; lipid storage
Cellular component (GO): endoplasmic reticulum membrane
Source: RefSeq, a predicted model, not a curated record